CAUAUGGCCAAAAACCAUUUCAUUUCCCUCUUUCUUUAAUCAACUCUACUAUAAUCUUUUUUAUAUAUAUAAAGGCCAUUACCAAAAUCUUACUACAUCAAUAAAACCCCACUAAUCACUUAGUUCUUGAAAACAACUUUUGCCAAAAAAAAUUAUAACAAAAAACAAAUUUUCCAUUUUCUUCAUAUGGCUUCUUCUUCUCUGACAAUUUCUCCAAGAAAACUUCGUUUAGAUUUAUAUUCUUUUUCAUACCAACAAGAUUCUAGCACACCAUUAGUGAUAAAUGUUCUUGCUUCACUAAUUGAGAGAAACAUGGCAAGAACAAAGAGAAUAGUAAAAAAUUGUUCUAGAUCUUUGUCUAAGGCAAUUAGCACAAACAUCUUUGAUUGUAGAGAGAUUCCAGAUUUGACAAUUCAAUCUUAUUUAGAGAGAAUUUUUAGGUACACUAAAGCUGGACCUUCAGUUUAUGUUGUGGCUUAUGUUUAUAUUGAUAGGUUUUGUCAAAUUAAUCCUGGAUUUAGAAUCAAUGCUAGAAAUGUUCAUAGACUUCUCAUUACAACUAUCAUGGUGGCUUCCAAAUAUGUUGAAGAUUUGAAUUACAGAAAUUCAUACUUUGGAAGAGUUGGUGGAUUAACAACUAGUGAACUAAACAAAUUGGAGCUUGAAUUUCUUUUCAUGAUGGGUUUCAAAUUACAUGUAAAUGUGAGUGUUUUUGAGAGUUAUUGUUGCCAUUUAGAGAGGGAAGUUGGAAUUGGAGGAGGAUACCACAUUGAGAAGACAUUAAGGUGCGCAGAAGAAAUCAAAGCUAGACAUAAAGAAGAAAUUAGAGGCUACACACAACGUCGUGUCAUGUUGUAAUCUUAUUUGUGAUUAUGAAUUUUUGUUUGUUAUUAUGUUAGUGUUAUUGUUGCCAAUUUGUGAGUAUGUUAGAGUUU
Messenger RNA from Trifolium pratense (red clover), 935 nucleotides. Its product is annotated as cyclin-U2-2-like. Gene Ontology annotation, molecular function: protein kinase binding. Lineage: Eukaryota; Viridiplantae; Streptophyta; Magnoliopsida; Fabales; Fabaceae. Bases 187 to 858 code for a protein of 223 amino acids. Gene Ontology annotation, biological process: regulation of cyclin-dependent protein serine/threonine kinase activity. The transcript is spliced from 2 exons. The record is from RefSeq and is a predicted model, not a curated record.